Molecule: messenger RNA, 1470 nt
Organism: Xylaria bambusicola
Lineage: Eukaryota; Fungi; Ascomycota; Sordariomycetes; Xylariales; Xylariaceae
Exons: 3
Coding region: 245-1339 (364 amino acids)
Source: RefSeq, a predicted model, not a curated record
CACACCAAUACCAAUCUUCGGAUUGCUGGCUUCAUCCAUUUACAUUCUCAGGAGGCAGUUUUUGAUAUAGACCACACUCAUUUUUGCUGUAAUAAUCAAACAAAUCUCAUCGUCUGGUAAAGACGUGCCCAAUCAUUUAACUUGAACCUACAUUUUCAAGCCGCUCACUUAGUCAAUCAACACACAUUACUGUACAGGGAAGCCUGGAUCUUUUUCUGCGGGCGAGAAGGGAAGGCAUCAUAUAAUGGAAUCCGACACCUGGAAUUCCAACUCGACAUCGAGCUCACGGUGCCCACAUUCAUAUGAGAAGGGCGUGCCAAUCUGUUGGGACUGUGCCGAGGCAGGGCACGUCGCUUCUCCCCAUGAGACGGAGAGCGCGGCCAAUUCGCCUGCCUGGCAGAGGCUGAGGAGAUUCAGAAAGAGCCUCGGGUUUUGGGACGAGAGUCUUCGAAUAAACAGCAUCUAUCCGGCGGGUUCGCAGGCGUCGACCCUGGAAUUUCGCGUGCCGGAGGAAGGGCUCGAGGUCGCAGCUCCUAACCACCACCGCUAUUCCCAACCAGGCCUCAUAGUUGUUUCUGGACCACAGGUAGUUAGCCACGAGGAAAAGUUCCAAAAACCGGAAGCGAAGAGUUGUUCGACCGAAACAAUCCAAAAAGAAGAGAACCAACAAGCUGUUGUCCUCGCUCCCCCGCCCGCUCCCUCUCCUAACCCCGCGCCUGCUUUGUCGAUAGCAUCAGAGCCAGAUCAAAAAGCAUGGUACCGGAGGAGGAAGUUUCAGAUUCUUGUUAUAAUCGCAAUUCUCGCCCUUGUUGCUCUCAUCAUUGGCGUUGCCGUAGGCGUAACGAAGCAAAAGAAUUCCCACAGUUCGACUUCGUUAGCGACCGUUGAUGAUGACCAAGUAAGCAGCACUUCCCCUUCGAUGUCUUCCACCGGCAUCACCAUCACCGAGACCGUCUCUCUCUCCGUGCCCACAGCUAGCAGUGCCCCAUCCCCGAAGACAACGUCGGCCAAACCUUCGCCCACGUCCUCCCCAUCAUCGCGGGUCUGCAUCGGCGACGACGGUAGCACGUACACGGAUCCUGCCACAGGAGACAAGUUCCGCCUAGAGUGCGCCGUGUCUCACCAGGGACAGGACAUCGAGAACGUCAAGACGUACUCGAUGCAGUCCUGCAUAAGCAUGUGCGCGAAGAAUACCCAUUGCAAGGGUGCGGUGUGGUACAACGUUGGUCCGCAGGGCACGAACCUGAACUACUGCUGGUUGAAGAGUACGAUGGAGGAUCCGAAGGUUGACGGUGCUGUGCUGGUCACAAAGGAUGCUCAGUCAGUUGUACGGCUAUAGAUAUUUUAUUGUUAUAAUAGACGUCUUUUACGAUACUGGCUCAUUGACAUAACGGGAUAUUGGUCGUUCAAUGGGUAGCCAAUGAAACUGGAGUGAUAUGAGCUCUGAAACCAACUCGGUUACACUGUAUC